This is a messenger RNA of Cannabis sativa, 309 nucleotides long. RefSeq lists its product as uncharacterized. The record is from RefSeq and is a predicted model, not a curated record. Bases 1 to 309 code for a protein of 102 amino acids. Lineage: Eukaryota; Viridiplantae; Streptophyta; Magnoliopsida; Rosales; Cannabaceae. The transcript has a single exon.
AUGAAGGGGAUCAGAAGUUUCGAAAAAAGGGGCAAGUUAUGCCCUAGGUUUACAGGGUCUUUCGAGAUUCUCGACAAGAUUGGACUGGUAGCAUGUCGUCUACCCUUGCUUCCAGCACUUCCAACAGUUUACAACAUAUUCCACGUCUCUAUGCUACGGAAAUACGUUUCAUAUCCCACCCAUGUGCUGAGUUAUGAGAACCUGGAACUUGAUCCAGAUCUAUCACACAUAGAACAACAAGCUCAGGUUUCAGACAGAAAAGAUAAAGUCCUUCGGAACAAGACCAUAGCAUUGGCCAAGGUGCUCUGA